This is a messenger RNA of Vicia villosa (hairy vetch), 1089 nucleotides long. Its product is annotated as protein NUCLEAR FUSION DEFECTIVE 4-like. NCBI's taxonomy places the organism in Eukaryota, Viridiplantae, Streptophyta, Magnoliopsida, Fabales, Fabaceae. The transcript has 5 exons. The record is from RefSeq and is a predicted model, not a curated record. Gene Ontology annotation, cellular component: membrane. Bases 1 to 1089 code for a protein of 362 amino acids.
AUGUCAUAUACAGUGCUUGGAGUUUAUUUGUGUGUAAUCAAAGUGUUCCACCACUUUUUUCCUUUACGUGCUCCGGUUUCGUAUAUUGUGGUGGUAAUGAUAUUGAUCCUUCUCAUGGCGCCUGCGGGAGUAGUGGCAAAGAUGUGGUGGAAUACUAGUUCAAGAAUAGUUUUAAUAAAUGAGCAAGAGCAGGAAGAUGAUAUUGUACCGGUAUCUUUGUCACACAAUGCUCACAGUUCUGCGGCUGAGAUAGAAAGACAGCAUAGAGUGCAGGAAGAUGAAGAUGAUGUAUCUUUGUCAAACAAUCCGCGAAAUCCUAUACUCGGUGAUGAGUUCAACUUUAUCGACGCUAUCGUAAAUGCGGACUUUUGGCUUUUGAUUCUUGUUUACUUUGUUGGGGUUGGAAGUGCAGCUACCGUGAGCAAUAAUCUAGCACAAAUUGGAAUUUCUCAAGGAGUGGAAGACACGACGACACUAGUGUCACUUUUCAGUUUAUGUAACUCAGUUGGACGAGCUAGUGGAGGACUUGUUUCAGAGCAUUUUAUCAGGACAAUGUAUAUCCCUAGGACUGUGUGGAUGACUUGUACACAAACCAUGAUGAUUGUGAUAUACACUCUUUUAGCAUUUUCUGUUCAGAGAUUCCUCUUAUAUGUUUCAGUCGCAUUUCUCGGGAUUUGCUACGGAAUGCAUGUUUCGAUUAUGAUAUCAACGGUUUCGGAGCUGUUUGGUUUGAAAAACCUUGGGUUAUUUAGCCAUAUAAUGAUGUUGGGAAAUCCAAUUGGAUCAAUAAUUUUGUCUUUGUUACAAGGAUCAACAUAUGAUAAGGAGGCUGCAAAGCAGCUUGGGCUUAAUCUGAUAGAUAUCAGUGAGAUUGAGAUGUAUAUGCUGUUUUGGUACUAUGAUGGUUCUUGUAUUAUGACUGGAAGGAACGACGCUGCAAUUAUUGUUGCCUUGGUGGCUGUUUUUCAGGCCAUGCAGAAUCAGCCUAAUGUUGGAAUAAUUGACGAGUCGUGUAGCUUGAGUACUUUCCAGAGGGAGAAUCUGCCUACUUUACGUGGUCAGUAUGAUCCAGAUGGAGCACAAGAAUAG